CUCGUAAACAUGUGUGACGCGGUGUCAUGGCGAGUACCGACAAUAUAAAGAAGAGCUCUUCCGUGUUUGUUUUAGUUUGUGUCAGUGUUAGUUAACAAAGAGGUACUAAAACAAAGGUAUGCUUCCACGAGAGUCCAAAAAAGUAACUCUGCGCAGCUAUGAAACGCCCGUGGCUUCGCUUCCGCCAAGAAAAUAUGAGAUAAUUUACCUCAACUUGUUUCUGCAUAUCGCUGGUCACAUCUCUGCUGUCUAUGGUCUAUAUCUGUGCUUCACUGCGGCACAAUGGAAAACUAUUUUCUUUGCGUACUUGUGGUUGCUGAUGGGCGAGCUGGGCGUGGUGUGCGGCGCGCAUCGCCUCUGGUCGCACCGCUCGUUCAAGGUCAAGCCGCCUCUGGAGAUUAUGCUCAUGCUCUUCAAUUGCAUCGGCUUCCAAAACACGGCGACGGACUGGGUGCGGAACCACCGCCUGCACCACAAGCACAGCGACACCGACGCGGACCCGCACAACUCCAACAGGGGCAUGCUGUUCUCGCACAUCGGCUGGCUGUGUGUGAGGAAACACCCCGACGUGAAGGAGCGCGGCAAAACUACUGAUAUGAGUGAUAUUUACAGCAACCCCGUGCUGCGCUUUCAGAAGAAACACAAAGUGCCUUUGUUCGGGGCUAUGUGCUUCGGUCUCCCGACGCUCAUACCGACACUAUGGGGAGAAGAUAUCGUCACAGCGUGGCACGUCAACCUGCUGCGAUUCGUCCUCAAUCUCAACAGCAUCUUGUUGGUCAACAGCAUAGCUCAUAAGUACGGCACUAGGCCGUACGACAGAACGAUAUGUCCGCGGCAGAACACCACCUGUAACAUGAUGACCCUGGGGGAAGGGUUCCACAACUACCACCACACCUUCCCGUGGGACUACAGGUCAGCAGAACUAGGAAAAAAUUACCUAAACUUUACAAAAUGGUUCAUAGACUUCUUUGCUCUCAUUGGCUGGGCGUAUGACCUCAAAACGGUGCCCGAUGACAUGAUCCAGAGGAGAAUGAAAAGGACAGGAGAUGGCUCCAAUUCUUGGGGCUGGGGCGACAAGGACAUGACGAAGGAAGAGAGAGACAGCGCUACUAUCAUCUAUCCUGAGAAAAAAGAUGAUAUAAAGAUGAUUUCUAAAAAAAUUGACUACUCAAAAAUUUUUAGUCAUGAUUAUUUUAGACUGUUUGAUGAGCUUUGAAUAGGUAAACCGUUUUUUAUCCCAAAAGUAUACAUAAGGGUCCGUUCAUUUAUUACGUGAGACGAUUUAGGGCGGAAAGGGGUCGACCAUGUUUAUUUUUUUACAAGGGGGUGAGAGGGGAGUCUUGAUAGUUCUUAUGCAAGUUUGUAUGGAGAACCGAGCUUUCUGCGGACUCUUAAAGAGCUGACAUGCAGGCCAUAAAACUCCAAAACAAAAAACAAAAUAUUUGACCCAAUUCUAUAUAGGGAUUGAUAAGGCAACCUAUGCUGGCGCCAUUUGUAGAAUACUUCGACCAGCCAACCCCAUUUUACUGUUAUUUGAAUAUCUGGGAUAAUUCGGGAUAUAGGUAAUAUUACUUCGAUUUUUUUUUCUAUUAUCACUUUAAUGUGUACCUAUUUAUUUGGGGUGAUUUCCUUAAUUAGGUAGACGGUAGAGGUCAGCUCGCACCGAAGUAGAUUUAUAUAUAUAUGAAUUUUAAGCUUUCUAUACCAAACGGACAAUAAAUAUAGGUAAAUUAUACGAAGAAUUAUAUUUA
Cydia pomonella (codling moth) is the source of this 1751-nucleotide messenger RNA. Its product is annotated as acyl-CoA Delta(11) desaturase-like. Gene Ontology annotation, molecular function: iron ion binding; stearoyl-CoA 9-desaturase activity. The transcript has 7 exons. Gene Ontology annotation, biological process: unsaturated fatty acid biosynthetic process. Lineage: Eukaryota; Metazoa; Arthropoda; Insecta; Lepidoptera; Tortricidae. Gene Ontology annotation, cellular component: endoplasmic reticulum membrane. The record is from RefSeq and is a predicted model, not a curated record. The coding region runs from base 119 to 1216 and encodes 365 amino acids.